Molecule: messenger RNA, 282 nt
Organism: Paraglomus occultum
Lineage: Eukaryota; Fungi; Glomeromycota; Glomeromycetes; Paraglomerales; Paraglomeraceae
Source: the annotation of a GenBank genome assembly
AUGUCUAGACGUUACUACAAAGAAAGCGCUUUCACCGACUCUGCUAAUGAUGCUGAUCAGUCAACGCACCAGUUACAAGAUGGGGAUAUAAUAUUAUUGACAACGGAUGGAUUAAAGCUAGCUAUGAGGCUUACACGUGCUGCCAGGGAAUAUUCCAUGUCUUCUACGAGAGACACUCCAUAUGCGAAACGGUAUAGAGCUCGGAAUAACGUGCCUCGGUGGGGAGGAAAACUUGAUGAUAUUGCUCUGCUUGUUACGCUUGUGAGGGUAAACUAUGAAUAG